Zootoca vivipara (common lizard) is the source of this 12550-nucleotide messenger RNA. It is a transcript of the gene CBX6, whose product is annotated as chromobox 6. Lineage: Eukaryota; Metazoa; Chordata; Lepidosauria; Squamata; Lacertidae. Gene Ontology annotation, cellular component: chromatin; PRC1 complex. Gene Ontology annotation, biological process: negative regulation of transcription by RNA polymerase II. Gene Ontology annotation, molecular function: chromatin binding. The record is from RefSeq and is a predicted model, not a curated record.
GGGGGCGCGCUCGCUCGCGUACGUGCGUGCGUGCGAGUUCACGGCGCGAGCCAGCCCCUCGAGCCGCUGUCGCGGGAGCAGCAGCCCUCAGAGCCAUUCCCUCGCUCGCUCACCCGCCCGCCCGCCUCAGUCAGUCAGUCAGUCACACACUGAGGAGGGACGGAGGGAGGGAAGGAAGGCGAAGGAGCGGGCGGGAUUAUUAUGGGCUGUGGAUGCAGCUGCUGCUGAGGGCUGAGCAAAAGAGAGGGAAAUAAAUAAGAAAUAAACAAAAAUGGAGCUGUCUGCAGUGGGCGAGCGGGUGUUCGCGGCCGAAUCCAUCAUCAAGCGACGGAUCCGAAAGGGACGCAUCGAAUACCUGGUGAAAUGGAAAGGCUGGGCCAUCAAGUACAGCACUUGGGAACCUGAAGAGAACAUCUUGGAUUCCCGUCUAAUUGCAGCCUUUGAGCAAAAGGAACGUGAGCGUGAGCUGUACGGACCUAAGAAGAGGGGACCCAAGCCCAAAACUUUUCUGCUGAAGGCUCGGGCCCAGGCGGAGGCCCUACACAUUGGGGAUGUACAUUUUUCUGUCAAGCCUAGUUCUAGCACAUCGUCUCCCAAACUCCACUCCAGUGCUGCAGUGCACCGACUGAAGAAGGACAUCCGGCGAUGCCACCGUAUGUCUCGGCGCCCUUUGCCCCGCCCAGAUCCCCAGAAUAGUGGAGUUGGCGGGGGCACUGGCAUCCGCCCUCCUGUCUCUCCCUUUUCAGAGACCGUCCGCAUCAUCAACCGCAAGGUGAAGCCUCGCGAGCCCAAGCGCAGUCGCAUUAUUCUCAACCUGAAGGUUAUUGAUAAAGAUGGGAAAGUGGGAAGCAGGGGAGGAAGUUUGGCUCGGUCCAAGAUACCUUCACGAAACCGUGUCAUUGGCAAGAGCAAGAAAUUCAGCGAGAGCAUGCUUCGUAACCAGAUCCGCCACAUGAAGUUUGGAAAUUUCCCGCUGUACAACAAGCCGUCCGCUCCAGUCCCAUCCUUGGAGGGGAAGACAGAGGCAGGAGGCUCCCAGGGUGCCUCUUGUGGGCUCAUGGGCUCUUCUGCCUAUGAUGCCCGCAGUUCCAGCUCCUCUGACUGCCCCUCACCAGCUCCACACUCCUCGUCAGAUCCAGAUGAUGCCCCACCAAAGCUGCUUCCUGAGACACUAAGCCCAGCCAUUCCUGACUGGCGUGAAUCAGAAGUCCUUGAUCUAUCAAUUCCACCAGAAUCAGCAGCCACCAGCAAGCGGUCUCCCGGAGGAGGGGGUCAGAUGCCAUCAUCUCCAUCCUCUUCUGACCCAGAGCAGGAGCCUGGGGAUUGGCGCCCUGAAAUGUCUCCCUGCUCUAAUGUGGUGGUCACUGAUGUCACCAGCAACCUCCUGACGGUCACCAUCAAGGAAUUCUGCAAUGCAGAGGAUUUCGAAAAGGUGGCAGCAGCUGGAGGUGGUGGUGGAGGCAGCAAAUGAGAGGCUGCCUUCUUCCUUCAGUGCGGUUGUGGGGAGGGGGAAGGGACAGGGAGGCUCUACUGCAAGAUCAUGCAUGGUGUGAAUGCCUGUUUUCUUCUCUCUCCUCCUUAUCCAUUCUUUCUCUCUUUGCUUGGAAAUUAAGACGGUAGUAGAGGAAUGGGAAUGGAUGUGUUUAAAGUUUCCAAAUGUCACAGCUGCUAGGGGUUAUGGUGGGGCAUGAGUUUCCCUUUUGUCUUCAAGGGUUAUGUUGCGCUGACUUGGACCUGGUGAAUAAGAACUUGGGUGAAUGGGUUGGUAUGCUUAAGAGGGGAAGGAUUUGCUUUUUUCAUCCUCUUUAAUGAAACAGAGAUCCUUUGGUCAACACAGGCAGAGUCUGCAUUCCUUUUUUCCAACUCUCUGCACCUCUGUACCUGUCACCUUGCUUUUAUAUCUGUAGCUUUGGUGAGAUUGUAUUGACUAUACCCUAGGAAGAAGAAGCUUUUUAAGGGGAAGGGAGGUUGGAGAGUAGAUCACUAUGAUUAGGUGGGGGCUGCUACAGAACAUCUGGGGAAACUUAUGUGCCCUAAAUUUUCAUUCUGCUCCUGGGCACUCUUCCUCCUUGCAUAUGCCAGAAGUGCUAACUUGGUAAUUGUGGUAGCCCUUGGAGUCAGCCUGGGCACAUUCUAUCACUCUCAUCUGUCUUGAACCAUUUCUCAGUCCUGGUUCUAGGACACCCUGCACAUUUUUUUGUGGCGGGCCAAACUAGACUUUCUUCAGCUGGCUUAAGUUGUCAGUCUUGUGCCCUGCUCCUUCCUCUUUUUAAAGUCUGAGGCAUGUGUGUCCCCUUCCUGAAACCUGCUAUGAUGAAAAGGAGAGGAGCCACACAUCCAUCUACGAAUGUAGAAGGGAUGGAAGAGUUGUGCAGUGAGAGUGAGCCCUGUUCUUAUUAACUUUCUCAUCCUUCCAGUGAGGUGGGUAGAAGAAGGGCCUGCUUGUUGCACAUUACCCCAUCUGCAUCUCUCUAGUGAGUGAGAUGGAAGAACAUUCACAUCUACAAUUCCUAGGAUCUCAAACUGCCUCUACAGUUGCCAACCAAAGGUGCUAAGAACCUAUUGUAAAAUCUUACUGUGUGUCUUUUGGAUCUUUGUGUGUGUGUGUGUGUGUGUUGAGUGCAUGUGCAGUGUGUGUUUGCCUCUCCCUCCCAUCCACCUGCCAACAACAUGCUGCUUUUCAUGAAUUCAUUCUGACUGAAACCUUUACAGCCUGUCUUGGAAGGAGAUAAAAAUGUGGCUUCUUUUGCUAUCUCCUCACCAUCCCGCAUAAUGGGUUAAUAACCAUGAACUCAUAUAUUUGUGUCCAAGGUUCACUGCAGAAGUAAAACAAUUUCUGCAAAGUUCUGCUCUGUGUUUCUUCUGCCAUCUUAAGUUCUAGCCUUGUUGCAAGUUUCUCUUUCCCCUCCUGGGUGCCUCUGUUUAGUUACCAGUGGCAUGUGUGCGUGCAGUGUUGCCUGUCAUACUAUUUGUAAUCUUCGUUACAUUGGGGUUUUUUGGGGGGGAGGGGUGUGUGUAUGUGAGGUAAUAAUAUUUUCAAGGGCUUGUCUGCAUGCUAUGCUGUCACUGAAAUAACUGCAUUCAGUUCUUAAUGGCAUCUCUCUUCCCUGUAUUCCUGUGUGAACUUUCUUCCUUUCAAGGGCUUGCUUAGUUGUUUUGUUCAGUUUUACAUUGAGUUAAUUAUUUAUCAAUACAUGUAAAGACUGGUGCUGCAAAAAUUGUGGCAUUUUAGCUCAUCGGUAUCUCACAUUAGGAAGGACGUCAAACCUUUUUAAGCUGUCUCACCUUUUCCUUAUUGACUUUGCAAAGGUCCACUUGGCUAUAUCUGUGUUUAAAAAGAAGCCUGGACUUCUCCAAGUACAGGAUUGAGAGAUGGUGUGUGGUGAUACCUUAUUAAUAAUCUUAAAUAUGAGUGUCUAUAUAUAGAGAUGCCUACCAUAAGCAAAAUGUAUACAGUAAUGUUAAACAGUGUGAUUGUCUGUGACAGUUUGAGUGUAGUCAGUACCUAAGACAUAUUCAAAAUGUUGGUUUUCCUUUAUCCUAUCAUACAACACCUUUUGUGUAUUUUAAAAUUAUUUCAAAAGAAGUGAAAUCUACAUGGUGUGCAGGCUUAAGUUCCUCCACACUCCUUCCACUAAUGUGUAAGUCUAAGGCUUCUUGUAAUUCCACCAGCGCAUGCUUUGAAAUAGCUGUUCGUUGUUUUUCAUGAGUUCAGUGAGACAGGUUGUAACAUUGCUUUGCCUCAAAGGAAGUGUGGAGGGGUUUUUUUAUGGGAGUUUAUUUUAAUGGCUGUAGCUUCAAAGGUGGGUGGGUUGGGUUGUGGGGUAGAGAUGUAUAAUGGGAGAUGGAGCAGGGAGACUUGUAUUAAAGAGAAGACUAAAGGAUAAAAAAAUGAAAUAUUUUAUGAAGCUGCAAGAGAGGAACUAUUAUACUGGGUAGGGGUGCAUACUAGUCAAUCGUGUUUUGAGAUUGCUUGGUAUGUUUGUGUGGUGUAUGGUUUUGAAGUUUGUCUAAUAUUUGAAAAAAGUAAAUGGACAAUAUAAAAGGGAAUUUUAAUAGGAAACUCUUCAAAUAUUUUAAAACGUGUUCUUGGCAGAUUCCCACCCCCCUUCCCUAGAGUCUCUUGUCACUUUGGUUUCUCUGUGUUUCAAAAGAGUAGGACAUUCACCUUUCUUGGAGGUGUUGGAAACUGUUGUCUGUUAGAAGCUGACUGAUUUCUUGUAUGGUACCUCCAAUGGCAAAAGGGACGCGGGUGGCGCUGUGGUCUAAACUACUGAGCCUAGGGCUUGCCGAUCAGAAGGUCGGCGAUUCAAAUCCCCGCGACAGGGUGAGCUCCCGUUGCUUGGUCCCAGCUCCUGCCAACCUAGCAGUUCGAAAGCACGUCAAAGUGCAAGUAGAUAAAUGGGUACCGCUGUGGCAGGAAGGUAAACGGUGUUUCCGUGCGCUGCUCUGGUUUUGCCAGAAGUGGCUUAGUCAUGCUGGCUACAUGACCUGGAAAAGCAGUCUGUGGACAAACGCCGGCUCCAUCGGCCUAUAGAGCGAGAUGAGCGCCGUAACCCCAGAGUUGUUUGCGACUGGACGUAACAGUCAGGGGUCCCUUUACCUGCAAUGGCAUCAGGUUGGCUCCCCCCCUCCCCAAAUACUAGAAAUGGUGUGGUGGGAGGGCAGAUUUGCAUGAUAUGUUUAACACGGUUUUUCAUUUCUCCUUCAUGACACUCAAAGCAGUGGGAUGAGGGACACACCUGUUUGAAGGCAGUGGAAUAAACCCUUGCCCAGAGGGUGAAUUUAGCUAUUAUUAUUAGAAUUACAUUUAUUUCACACUACUUACUGCAUCCCACAUCCCUAGUCUGUGAUCCUGACAUGGCAUUUGUGGUUCGCCCUCUCGUCUUCACAAUGACCCUGUGAGGUAGGUUAGACUGAGAGAUAGUGACUGGUCCAAGCUCAGCCAGUGAGCUUCAUGACUGAGUAGUAAUUUGAACCCUGUUCUCCCAGAUCCACUGCAACAUUCAAAUCUCUACACUGUACUGGUUCCUGGGUGUGUGUUGAAAGUGUGUCUUCAGGUGUCUACUUUUCCCACAGAUUAGUUAGUGUGGCAUUUGAUAAACAAAUAGGAAUUAAUCUUUCUGAUAACAUGUGAAAUAGCUUUAGUAUGAAAGCGGGAUGCCGCCUGGCACUCAUGUCACAAGCUUCUGUUUCCUGAAUACAGAUACCAGCUACUCUUGUCCCAUGAUGCCCAACACACAGGAUGCAUCCAGCACCAUAAUUUUGGUGCAGUGAUGGCUGAUGAGGUGGUACCAUGCUGAUUCUUCUAGUCUACUUGGAACAGCAGCCAUUGGACUGGGAUUAAGAACAUAAGAGCCUGUUGGAUCAGGCCAGUUGAUGCCUUUGAGAAGUGUGAAAGCAGGAUCCAGAGCACAGCAGCUCUCUUCCUGCUUGUGAUUCCCAGCAAUUGCCAUUCAGAGGCAUACUGCCUCUGACAGUGGAGGGAGAACACAGCCAUCAUGGAUAGUCACCACUGAUAGCCUUAUCCUCCAUAGAUUUGUCUAAUCCUCUUUCCAAGAUGGUGACCAUCAAAUGGAUUAGCAGUCCCUGUCUGUCUCAUAGUUGAGUUCAGCUGGUUGCUGAUGCUCUAAAACUACAUGACUGAAAGGCCAUUCCCUUGAGGAGGCAGGUGACAAGCAAAGCCUUGGCAGAUAAGUGAUUGUGAAACCAAUUGGAUGGAGGAGGGUUUAGUUGACUGCAUCAGUGGUAUCUUCUCCAUCUCCAUGCAGUAUGAUGACUCUUGUUGGGAUCAGAGGCUAGGGAUAUGGAUUGAGGUAAGUAGCCCAUAGAUGCAUGCGUCACUCCACUUGCGCAGUACCAGGAGUCACUUCUGUUUUGGCUGGGAUUUUGACCACUUAUUUGGCAUUAGCAACCGCAGCCCCUAACCAACAUCCCUAGAGAGUUCUAUGCUGCUAAGAUUUUACCAACCUGGUAGCUCAUUUGCUUGAACAUUCCCCCUCCAUGUCUAGAAAGAACCAUCACUCUUGAAGGGGGAGGGUCAGAUGCAUGUAAUGCUGGAAUGUAGGGUUGCUUGGUUUUGCCUUUAAAUUUUCCCCUUUACAGUAUUUGGCAUACAACCUCCAAAAGCAGGUUGUGUUCAUCUUUCCUGUUAAGUGGCAAACCUCGUACCUGACACAUUCUAGCCACCAGAUGGUGACAGAGGGCUACUGUUAGCUGCUUCAUGAUUUGGGCUGUCUUUUUGCCUUGAAUCAUUGUGAAUGUUAAUGUAAUAGAGGAUAAGAUACAUCCUAUAUUCUUUUGCGUCUGUGCCAUGUUUGUUGUACUUUUUGUUCUUAGAGAGGAGAGUUUGAAUGGGGGAGGGGGGGAGAAAGAAGCUAGUUUUGCAAAAAAAGAAAAGAAAAAAGGUUUUUUAAAGGUAAUGAGAUUUUUACAGACAGAGAAGGAUAGAGAAUUUAAAAAUAUUAAAUGCAGUGAUUGCACAAACUGUAGUGAUUUUAGCUGGUCCUUAAAGAAAAGAGUAUUUUUAGUAUUUGUGUGUGGUAGGGAGGGUGGUGUUCAGGCCAUUCAAAUUGGGCAAGGGAAAAGCAAAAAGUAACAGUUUCUGAGCUGAGAAAGCAAGUCCAUAAAAAACUAUUUUCUCUUCCCUCUACCUUCUUUUACUUGGGGCGGGGGGGAGGAAGAAUGCCUCCCGUCUUUCCUUCCUUUGUGGAUAUGAUCGAUCCAGAAUUCAGCCUGGUUCUGGCAAAGCUUUCUCAGAUGGGCUAUGUGGCAUGUUAUCAUCCACUUGCAGAUGAACAGUUUAGGCACCAAUAUAACCUACUGAGGUGAGAGCUAUUUGAUGAAGUGGGACAUGUUGCUGCUUUGUGGUUGUUCAGUAAGUAAAAGUAUCUAAGAUAUCAGGCAAGCAGGAAAUAUGUGUGUUAGCUGUGAACCAAACAAGCUAUUGGAAGCUGGCAAAACUUUCCUCAUAAUAGGUCAACCUCAAUGUAUACUGGGUUUCGUAACAAAGAAAUCCUUCUAAUUAAUCUAAUUCACUUUACAUCUUCCAGGUACAUUUUACCAAGAUGUUAUCAAGUGGGUAACAACCUUGAUAUGUGAGGAAAAGUGAUUAGGACCUUCCUGAGGAUAGCAAACACCAAACUAAUGAUGACAGCUUGGGUUGCAGUGAUUGCUUUCAUUCUGAGCCCUGAGGGAAAGCAAGGUGAAAGGAGCAAGUAUGUGUGCAAGAUUUUGACAAAAGAGACAUCAUGGAAGGGGAGAUUCCGUUAAAAGGGGGAGUGUUGGCUGGAUGUGAAGAUUGUCCCCAUAAUUUUUUAUGUGGCACUGACUGGUGGAAAAUGGGCUGGCACUUUCCCUCCUGUUCCAAAGUGUCCAGGCUGGCUUUUUUUCCAUGAGUGCCAAUGCCAAAUCUGUAGAAGAGACCAUCCGUCGUCCACUUCAGUAUCAAUUUUCAGACAGCAGAGGAACAGUCUCCUGGUGUUUAUAGAAUACACCCUAAGACAAGAAGGAUGAAGUGUGACAGUUUUUGUUGGAGGAAGACUGUCCUGCUACUUGAGCAGUAUAUUUCUUUGUGGAAGUAGCUUUAAUGUUUAUCUGUGGCUUGCAAAAUUACACCUUUGCUUCUAUGCUCUUAAUUGUUCACUUCUUGUAGUUAGCAGCAAAGCAUAGUUGAAAUUUGGCAUCUGUUUAGGAAAAAGUAUUAGAUCUCCCAGAAAGCUAAAUCUUUCCUUCUAGGUUGUCCAGCUUUCUGUAUUGUGCAGAGAACUCAUUUUUUAUCUGUUCACUAUUACCGGUGUCUCUUUUUCUCAUCUGUUACCAACCAGUUGAACUGUGAUAUCCUUCCUCAGGGGGACUUGAGUCCCAUGUCUCUGUAUAUGCUAACCUAUAUGUGUUAAUUGGUUAUCAAUAGGCUAUGGGUGCAUGCAACAGGCAGUGAUAGGGAAGUUCUGAGAACAAUACUCUGGGCUUGUGAUUCUUGGUGAGCUGCUGAAAUACAGUGUCUCCCAUCUCAGGAGAAUUCCCCUCUUUGCUCAAUAACUUAGUACCCAUUUUGGCCGCGGAGAAAUAUCUGCAAUCCUACCUCCAUUAUAAAAUGGGUGCUAUCUGAGCUGAGUCUUCCUGGUUAAUAAGCUCCCACGUUUCCCCCUCUUGUGCUUAGGGGAGGUUUAGUUGCUUUGCAACAUUAUUUCUUGUCCACCAUCCAUGGAAGCUGCAGUUGUGUGAGUGAACAACACUUUGGGUAACUGAGAUGGAGGAGAAAAUCAGGAUAAAGCAUUUCCUCCCCUGUGCCACAUAAUUAGGAGAGGCCCUUGGUUCCAGGAGGUAUAAGAUUCGAAGUGGGCCUUUGCUAAGGAAAUGUAAUAGGCCUGGAAUGGAUUUCACACUUAGUGUUCAGAGUCCUUCUGUUAUGAACCAUCAUGUUGCUAUUCCCCCUCCCCCUUGCCUCUUCCCUUGAGGCUUUGCACUGUUUUGCCUGGUGCAUCCUGUGCUCCAGUGUUGCUUGCUUUGCUGCUUUUUUGACUGUCCACUAGUGGUGCAAGAGCUGGGAUCUUAUUUUCUUAUUACUGAAGUGUGUGUGUGUGUGUGUGUGUGUGUGUGUGUGUGUGUGUGUAAAUACGUAAAAUCCUCCACUUAACCCACCACGGUGCUUUCUGUUAGCAAAGCCAGCUUGGGACAGUAGCAUGACCAUAAUGAUGAGAACUAGGAAUGUCUGAAUGCUGUGAUCUGCAAGCCACUUGGCUUCCAAAGUAUGUACUGAAGGAGGCUGUUCUUAUGAAAGCUAGUCCCAACACUUAUGAACAGCCCUAAUUGUAUUUAGUAUUUUCCCCAUAAAAUGUUUAGCCUUUACCCAAGUCAGGUUUUGCAAAGCCACGAAAGAGGAACCUGGUGUUGGAAUAUUCUUCUUCCAUGUAUGGCUUCCUCUCUCACUUAAUGCAACAGCAACACCCUGAUUGCCCCACAGUCUCUCCUGCCCUACUUGAGUCUUCUUGAGAUUGAAGUGUCAGGGUUACUUCUGAGCAUGUAUGGCAUGAAUAACAUCUAAAGCCACCUUUGGCCCAUUUAGUUCUUAUUGAUCCAACCAACCCAACGUUGGUUGAUGGGCAGUGGCACUCCAGUAUCUUAAGCAUUUCAGAGAUUUUUCCCAGCCCCUUUUAAUGAGGGAGGUUGGAGAUUCAAUGUGGGUCCUUAUUGUUUUGAAAAAUAUGUGGUUUAACACUGAGUUAAGACCUUCCCCCCAAUGUCAUUGUUAUGCCCUUUGUGUUAGUUCCAUGUUUUCCUGAACUGAAUUGCGUCAUCAGUUUCAUUUCUCUUUUACUCCAGUCUCGGCCAAAAGAUUUUCCUUGAAACAGAAAGGUGGCAUGACACUGAAAUGCAUCUGUGCAUUUGGAUGUGCCAUUGUCACAGAUCAAAGGACCAAGGCUGCGUGUACAUUGUUCAAGUGUAGAAUUUAGCCUCAGCUCUGGAAUUCAGCAUCUGGUAUGGGGUUUGAAAUUCAGCCUCGUAAGAAAUUGCAUUCUUUGUCCUGUAAAAAAAAAAGCUAACUUUUUUGGCUGCAAAUAUAAGUUUGAAAAUGUGUGAGCAAUGCAUGGUGAAGAAGCCUGAGCAUGGGUUCACAGCCUGCAUAGUUCCGCUUGUGCCUCCCAAUGACUAGCAGUAGCUGAGUAAAUGGUGCAAAGUAAGCAAAUCUAUACAUAUGUACUUAACCUUGCAUGACUUAGGCAUGUAGCAACCUUGGGUGAGUGCAAAGUUUAGAUUAUCUUGUUGGAGAUACAUAAUCUCUUGAACUGCAGAAUACACCCAGCCUUCAUUAAGACUUAAUCUGGAGAUGCGAAACCUUUGGUCCACCAAGCCUUGGCAUCCAAACCCCACCCGCUCUCUCCAGGCCCCCUUCUCACCACUGUUGAGCGGUAAUCUCCAACCAGCUGAGCUGUGUGGUGGGGGAGACCCCCACACAUGCUGUUCAGCUAUUCAGAUUACAUAUCAGCAGUGAGGAAAAGGGACCUUUGCUGUAUUUCCUGUGCUGAAUGGUGAGAAAAGGAGCCCUUUCCUCACUGCACAGCUUGGCAGUAAAGUGGGCUGCCCAUGGUGAAAGGGGCUAUACUCUUCCUCAAUUUAUAUUUCUGUGUUUCUGUGCUGCAUUAAGAAAGGGGAGUCCUAUCUCUGCUUGCAGCAGAGAAUUCAAGUGGGCUGUCUAGUCCAUUGCUGGUAUGUGGAGCCUGUCCACUUUCCCAUGAGGGACUUUGGCCUUUAGGGGGGAUCACCACCCAUUACUGAUGCUAUGUCAAGUAAAAGUAACAUCUUGAUGAAAGCUGUGUGGUCUCAGAGCUGCUUCAGAACAUAAGAACUUGAUAGGGUUAUGCCAAAGGUUCAUAUAUCACCUAUUGCUCUCUCCACUGGUAACCCUUAUUGAGUGCCAUAUGUGUAAUAGGCAGCCUGAAGACCACACUAUUCUUAAUUGUUUAUUCUCUGGGUUGCUGGUCACUUGCCAGUCUGCAGCUACAAUAUACAAAGAUUCUGCAGGGAUCAAGUUGGUCUCUCUGGUUUGCUAACAUCUGGGAAUUAUUUCGGUCACUUAAUUGGUCGUUGCCAGUACUGAAUAAGUGGGGAUUAAAAUGUAUGCCUUUCUGUGGCUAUAUUUCUUCCUUCUAUGUGGCACAGGAUGAUGCUGUGUAAGGCUUCCAACAUUGUAGCUGUUGACAAGGAAGAAGCAUUCCCAAGAUGUGCUUGGAUGCUGAUGAUUCCUUGUUAGUCUGAAGCUUUCACUAAAGGAAAUAAAGGCAUGCAAGUGAUCGGGGGGGGGGGGACUUUCUUUACAAUGGGCAGUAAAACAAUAAUAUGCAGGUGAAUAUGUUUUGCAGCUUAACAUUUGAUUGGAUUCAUUUAAGUCCCAAUUCCAAUAUGCUGAAAACCCAUUUCUAUUUUGUAUAGCACUUAAAAAUUGUUUUGCAAGCACAUGCUUUAAAAGUUCAGCACUCUCAUUAUGUGGCUUCUAAUGUGAAUUACUUUGCUAUUUUAAAUGGGGUAUCCUCUUCCAUUGUUCUUUGCCUGAUCAUCGUGUUUAGCAUUUAUUCUAGUCUCUCACAGAACCAGCCAUUCCAUAUGUUUUUUCCAGACACAAGAAUGACUUGUAGGAAUUGUCCUAUGUCAUUAAAUAGCAUAGUGGGGAAUAUUUAUUACUCAGAGACUGACAAGGAUAUUGCUGAGACUCUUGAGUCUUUCAGUAUCAGUCCUUAUGCAGUCAACACAUGUAUGUUACUUUUUUGGUGCUGGAAUGAUCAUGGAGGAACUUUCCAACAUUGCAUGUAUAGUAAUGUGGAAAGAAACCCCUAGUUCUUUACAGUCAAGCUUUUUAGUGGAGCAAGAAAAUAAUGUAGCAACUCAACUAUUCUUCAGAGACUGCUGUAAGUGUCCCAUGUAAUUAGUGGAAGAUUGUCCUGUGGUAUUCAUAGGUCAUUAUCAGUAGUAGAAAGAUGUCCCCUUAACCUGGGAAUGAUUUAUGGUUUUAAUCUGAAGAAUACUGUUGUUCAUAAGGCGUGACAUGCAAAGAAUGUGGGACACCUGUGCAGAUGCAAAAGCUAGACAGCGUUAGGUGGUGGAUAUUUUCCAAGAUGAAUGCCACAGGGGGCAAGUGACUGGCGGAAAGUUGGGACUUCUAAGGCUGCAGUUUGUUUCAUGGUGGCUGCUACCACCGGCCUAAAGUAAAUAUAUCUAAUCACGGCUUUAGUGAUGUUCCUGAUGCUUAUUCCCCCUCCCCACAUUCCUGCAAUUUUAUUCUCAAACCAAUUCAUCUGCCACAUUCUCUUUGUGAGUUCUCUUGAAGAUAAACCUCUUGUUCCAGGAGGUUCAGAAUUAGUGUUUGCUCCUCUUUUAUGCUCACCCUUGCACUUGCCAGUGCCAGGCCUCAACCUUGCCAGACCUGCUGCUGAUGUCAGUGUGAUCCCAUUGUGAACCUUGUUAAUACGUAAGGGCUUUCUAAGGCGAUGGUGGCACUUGCUUCGAACCUUACAAAACUGCAGUCAAUUGAGAGAGUUAGUGUAAGUCUGUGCAUUUGGCUUUUGCAAAGUUGAGGCCUUAUGCUAAGUUUUGUCAAAGGGUGAGCUGAAGUUGCUGUGUUCUUGCCUCUUGGCAUAUGAAAUAGGCUUUAAAAACCAAUAACUAAAUAUAUAUCUGGUAACUUUUUAAUUUUGGCAAAAAAUGCAUUUAAUUAAAUAAUUGUGCACGAAUGAAGUGUUAUCUAUUAUUUUUGUCUUACUCAUUUUUAAAUAUAGUGUUUGCAUUUGCUUGGUUGCUUUUAAAAAUCCAGUUCUCAGCUGGCUAAACUGUCUAGAGUGGAUGGAUGGGAAGCAUAGUGGGGUGGGUGAUUGAAUCACCACCCCCCAUUGGCAUUUCCAUCAGAAAAGUGGCUUGCUCCGGGUUUUGCGGGGGGUUGUGCUAAUUACUCUUGUGUGCUUGUACAUUUUGUUCUUUCUGCUGCUCUUGAGUAUUGUAUCAAUGCCAGAAAUGGGGAGUUAAAAAGAUGAACCCCAAUAAAUUGUUACAUUCCAAA